AUGUCAUCGACACCUCUCCCGAGCUCCAUAAAUGGCUCCUACGAAACUCCAACCUCCCGAGUCGAUACCUCGCCUACCCCCGAGCUCGACGUUAAGAAACUAGCCUCCCUCCCCUCCGAACAACAAGACCUCUACCUCCUAACCUUCGUCUCGACUCUCACCAAACAUGUCGAGAGCUUGGCAGCAGACGACUGCACGGCACAGCAACUAUAUCUCAAGAAGGAGCUCCUACAGAUCCUGAAUCUAGCCGCUCCUCCACCGACAAGAGUAAUACGAAAUAAUCUAGGGAGAUGCUUUGCGCAUGUACUGGGGAAGGGGGACAGGAAGUUGUUGUUUGAGACGGUGAAUGACCUGGUGGGGAUUAUUGGGAGUGGGAAGGCGAAGACGGAGGGCGAUUUGAGGACCAAGCACGCGGCUGUUUACUGUCUGGGAGAUGUGUUUGCGGCUGCGGGAGAUAGUGCUAUUGGAUUGCACCCUCUGGCAUGCACCGCUCUUCUGAAGCUCUUGAAACCUGCUCAGAAUAAUGCAGGGCUACGGGCCGCAAUAUUCAGGGCCUCGGGAAAGAUAACUGGCAUGGUUGGAACGAGCAUGGAUGAGAGCAUAUCGAGAGAUGCGUGGAAGCAAGCACGGAGUUAUGCAUCGAGUGAUAAGUCUUGCUUGGUUCAGAUUGCAGCAUGCAAGUGUUUGAAGUUGUUGUCGAAACAUACCCCCUAUUUCGAUAAUUCGAGCGAUUUCGACAACCUUAAAUCAACUAUAUUCAAGACUAUUGACUCGUCGAGUCCGUUGGUACGGCAGGCAGCGGGAGACUGCCUAGCGGAGGCUUUGGUCAAGAAUCACUCGGAGGACGCGGUGCAGGAUAAUGAUAUCCCGAAGAUCAGGAAGCCAAAAAGGACCAAUACCAAACGUCAGUCCAUGGCACCAGGUGCGGAUGAUGAGGAGAUCCAAAGACCCGAGAGUCCCGGUCCAAAGAAGAGCCACGUUCUAUCCUUUACUCUCCAGGAAAUGCUCAAGCAGCUAUCAACAUUUUAUGUUAAGCCCUCUACAAGCAAUAAAGCCAGAUCUGGGAUAGUUGUUUGCUAUACUAGGAUCUUCAAGAGCUUGAGUGAGAGAAACGUGGAGACAAUGUACAUGAAGAUUGUGGAUCAUCUAACCAUCGAUGUCCUGAGCCACCCCAACAUCACCGCCAACCGUUACCGUCUAUUGGCUACUAGGAGAUUUGUGCAAAUCAUUUUGGAAGAGGCUAUUGGGCAAUCAAUUCUCGGAGAGUCAGGCCAAAUAGAUUCCGCCAAGUCUUUGAUCAACGACAUCCUCAAGAACUAUCCGCAGGUCAUCAAGGAGCGCCCUGAGCCUGGCAAGCAUGCGCUCAUUGCUGUCCUGAGUGCUCUAGCAUCGUUGAUCAAGACACUAGGCCCUGCUGCGAACGCCUUCUCCGACUCGUGUCGAGAUGGUUUGUUGCAGGUUCUUCAGCAUCCAAGCUACACUGUUCAAGUGUAUACAUCCUUUUGCUUGCGGACAUUUGCUUUGGCCUGUCCGCAACAAUUAUUGCCUUGCCUCACUAUCUGCAUGAACAGCGUCAAUCGCGAGUUAAACUUACUGUCGACGGGCAGAAAUUCUCCUCGCCGCUGUGUAGGAUAUGCAAAUGGUCUCUCUGCGAUGAUCAGCACGGCGCCUCUGCAACCUCUCUAUGGCUCUGUCGAUGUCAACAGCCGUGUUCUAUCACUUGCAACUGGGCUCCUCAAAUCUAGUAGCAAGUCUGAGUUGCGCGUCUCCAGCACCCAAAUUCAAGUAGCCUGGAUCUUGAUCGGCGGUCUCAUGUCUCUGGGUCCCAAUUUCGUCAAGAUCCACCUCUCUCAACUCCUUCUACUGUGGAAGAACGCUCUUCCCAAACCGCUUGCAAAAGACAACACGUCUCAGCGCAGCUAUUUGGAAUCUUCCUUUCUUACACAUGUGAGAGAGUGUGCUCUGGGCUCCAUUUUGGCUUUUCUGCAAUUCAAUAGCAGACUCUUGACUGUAGACGUGUCGAAACGAAUUGCUGCAAUGCUCCAAAAUACGACUGCAUUUCUAAAGACCCUUCCGCCGAGAAAGACUACGGAGGAUAUCACGCAACGGCUCAUGCCAUCUUUACAACUACUUGAUUUCGAUCUCAUGGUACAGCGACGCGUGCUUCAAUGCUACACCAAGCUGGUCAAUCUCAGCCCGGCUGGCGGGAGUGAAGCUUUACUACAAUCCAAUCUUCUCACUCUGGCCGUAUCAUUUUUCGCCGAUCCUGACAAUUAUACCCCAAGCUCAUUAAGUACGUCAAUCGCAAGCUCCGCUGGCAAUUUUGAAAGUAUCUGGGACAUUGGGGACAAUUGCGGCUUUGGAGUCACAGGCUUAGUCCGUGGCUUCGAAGUCAAAAGCCUUGCUGGCCAAAAUGCCAAUGAUAUCAACGAUGCUUGGAUGUCCGAGAGUGGGGCCGACAAUGCCAUCUCGAAGGUCUUGUUAUCGCCAAUAUGCAGCUCCCUCGAACACGACUCGCUCUCCCUGUACCUGGGCAAUCUGGGGGCAUCGGAUGCUCUUCCAGAUCCCCCUGCGACUGAAGUUGUCAACAUAGCCAUUAAACUAUUCGCUAUUGCCUUUCCUCUUACUCCUCCCAAGAUCCAGGAAAGUAUCCUUGAGCAAGUCGCUACCUUCCUUUCGGCAGGAUCGCUGCAACGAGAUCCUGGACGGAAAGCAGCGAUGAAUAUCAACGUCGCAACCGCCCUCUUGAGCACUCUGAAGGUUGCCGUGAAGGAGACGCAGUCCCCAUCAGGCGACUUGACGAACGCCGCGGUUGAAAAGCUCAUGCAAGAGAUAAUAAGAACGUUCGUUAUUCAUCCUGAUCAAUACCUCCGAAACAUUGGAUACGAAGCACUCGCCAGAUUAUGCAAUAGUUCCGGUAAUGCCUACACGAAUUCGGAGAUCAAGUAUCUCGUCGACACGAUUGUCGGGAAUCGUGAACCAAGUGCCAGGGCCGGAUGCGCGAUGGCCUUGGGUUGUAUUCAUUCCCAGGUUGGCGGCAUGGCUGCUGGUUUUCAUCUGAAGACGAUUCUGGGGAUACUGAUGUCCCUGUGCAAUGAUCCGCACCCCACGGUCCACUUCUGGGCUUUGGAGGCCUUAGCCCGAGUGGCAGACUCGGCGGGGCUGACGUUCUCUGGUUAUGUGUCCAGUACACUUGGUAUAAUCAGCCAGCUGUACGUUGCAGACACACAUAAUGAGGAGAUCUCCUCUAUCGCAACGUCAAACUUGGAGCUAGAGUUACCCACGACGGCGGUCAUUGCACGAUGCGUGGACUCCCUUGUUAAUGUACUAGGACCAGAUUUGCAAGACCUCAGCAAAGCUCGAGAGCUGAUCCUGACUCUUGUGGGGCAGUUUCAAGGCGAGGAGAACACUCUGGUCCUGGGUGGUAGUCUCCGCUGUCUUGAGCAUCUUGCUCUGUACGCUCCCGGCCACAUGCACUUCUCUGACUAUGUGGUUCUACUGCAGAAAGACCUCAAUUCAGAGUACCCCGAGCUUCGAGACAUUGCCAUCGACGGAUUGUAUAACCUCAUGAAGCGCAAUUCAGAAGACGUGGUCAAGGCUGCAGAAGCAGGUUUUGAAGAUCAGCUUUGGUUGGCUCUGGAUUCAGAUCCAAGCCACGAAGGAAUCAGGAACGUCAUCAGAAACUGGCUCCAACAAUCUUGCCUCACUGAAACUACCCGCUGGCUUCAGAGAUGCCAAACUGUUCUGAGCAUGACGAGACCGAAAGCAGUGGAGACGGCCACAGCUUCCGCAAUGAAGAGUGUCAUGCCAGACUUGCAGGAUGAAGAAGUUGCUGGGUUUGCUGCUGCGUCUGGCGAUGCAAAAGACGAUGGUACGAAGGCUUCGGGCUCGGAUCAAGAACCAUUGCGAUGGCAGGUUCGAACAUUCGCCAUGGGCUGUCUCGGCGAAAUGUUCCAGCUCAUCAGCAAAGCUUCACCUCCUGAUAGAACAUCCCCAGCAGAGAUGGCUUUGCAAAAACGGAUCGCUGAUAUCAUUCGAAUGGCAUUCUCAGCAUCGACCUCUAAUGUCGUUGAGCUCCGAGUAUGGGGUUUGAAGAUCAUCGAUGCUGUUCUGAAGAUGUUCGGCAAAACUCCCGAUCCUGACUUUCCCGAGGCACCACUGCUGGAGCAGUACCAGGCACAAAUCAGCUCAGCGCUCACACCUGCUUUCGCUGCUGAUUCAUCGCCCGAGCUCGCAUCGGAAGCUGUCAAUGUUUGUGCUCAAUUCAUUGCCACAGGCAUCGUCACUGAUGUUGAGCGAAUGGGUCGUAUUCUGAAAACACUGGUCACUGCUCUCGAGAACUUCUCGACCGAGGCCGAGAUUCAAUCAAUUGGAGAAUUAAAGGGCCUCAGCUCCAACGCACAAGUCAUGGUGAAGAUGGCAGUCUUUUCGGCUUGGGCAGAACUACAAGUCGCAAGCACAGAGCAACACUAUUUGGUCGAUGUCUUGAAGCCAUACAUCGGAACUCUAACGCCUUUGUGGCUAGCUUCAUUGCGUGAAUUUGCCAGACUCAGAUUUGAACCAGAUAUCUCGAUGAGCUUGGGUCCUCCAUCCUUGUCUGGCAGCUUGGAUAGUAUCUACUCAGCUCUAAACCGUGAGACUCUAUUGAGAUUCUAUCAAGAGUCAUGGCUUAAACUCGUCGAUGCCAUUGCGAGUCUGAUCGAGCAAGACAGCGAGUUUGUCUUCGACGCUCUGGACGGCAAGGAGGCUGAUGCACCUGCUACAAACGGCCAUUCCAAAGGGAAUGAUAUCAACUACCGAGAUGAACCUGUCGCAUUCUUCUUUGUGCUCUUUGGGAUUGCUUUCGAGGCUCUCGUUGCCCGGCCGGGAAGCGAUGCACUUGCUUCCAAGGAGCAGACCCUCGAAAUUCUUCAAGCUCUCAAAAAAAUCUUGCACCCAAGCGUUUCUGGCCAUGCGAUUUACCGCGAGGCAAUCUUCUCGGAAACGAUGGACCUGCUUGAUCGACUUGUGCUCACUGAGGGUCUUGAUGUCCAGGGCGUUAUUGUGCAGAUCGCUCGAGGGCUAUGUAUUUCUCAUCCAUCCGCGACGAAAGUGGAAGCAGCAGAAGAUGGUGAUUUGUCAGAAGACAUCGAGCAACUCUUCGAGUUGACGCGGAUCAUUGUUCUUGUUCUCGCCGGACUUCUGCCAAAUCUCAUUGAGGCCAAGCAACCUGCCCGGCACGCAUUAACGGAUGAUGCAGUGUCUCUCGUUCGCCUGUCUUUGAACGCUCUCGUCGAUGCAGCAGAAGUCUUCCCAUCUAUCAUCAAGACCGACCUGCACGCCUGCAUCAUCCACAUAUUUGCCACGAUCCUGGGCACAGCAAGGUGUCAAGCUGUGGUUGUCCCGCAAUCACUUCCAAUCCUUAAACGAUUUAUGACGAGCAUUUCGACACCACCUAAGAAAGGCCGCGACCCUCAAGAUACAAACCUCACUCAAAUCCAAGGCUGUCUCAAACGCUUUCUAUCUAUAUAUCUCAAUGCCCAAAAGCGCGAAACCGAGGCUUCACUCCCAUGCGUCAAGAACUCUCUUCUAGCAUCCACGGUCCUCCUCACCAGCGGUAAGAACUACAUGUCAGCCAGCGAACCACUCGUCUCUCGCUUCCUCGACGAAGUCAUUGAUUGCCUGAGUGAUCGCAUGACUGCCAAAGUAGCAUCGGGCUGCAUCCGAACGCUCCUCUUGCAAUCUCCCAAAACGCCAGCCGAUCAAAGCAUAUCCCGCUACCUCCUGCCUCGUCUGAUUGCCUUCGCAACCAACGCGGAAUCCGAAGACCCAGAGAAUGCUCGAGCACUAGUAGCCCAUGCCCUCACGGCAUUCGUGACAACAUUGGCGGGACCGCAAAAAGGCGUCGCCAUGUCGGUCAUCGUGCCGACUUUACUUGCGAGAGCAAACAGUGAAGGUGAAGAAGUAUACAGAGAGACGAGUGCAAGGUUAUUGGAUUUGGCGGGGAGCGAUCAGGCUGCUUUCAGGGGCGUGGUUGCUGGUAUGACAGAUGCGCAGAAGCAGUUUAUGGAGAGUGUUAUUGUUGCUGGCAGGCAGGCGGGCCAGGGACAAGGCAAGGCUAAAGAUGGCGAUGGAGAGGAAAGGGAACCUACGAUUGCAUUGAGGAUGGACUUUGGUGUGUAG
Messenger RNA from Hyaloscypha bicolor E, 6162 nucleotides. RefSeq names its product ARM repeat-containing protein. Bases 1 to 6162 code for a protein of 2053 amino acids. Gene Ontology annotation, biological process: retrograde transport, endosome to Golgi; intracellular protein localization; endocytosis. The transcript has 2 exons. The record is from RefSeq and is a predicted model, not a curated record. Gene Ontology annotation, cellular component: endocytic vesicle; Golgi apparatus; membrane. Lineage: Eukaryota; Fungi; Ascomycota; Leotiomycetes; Helotiales; Hyaloscyphaceae.